AUAGGGAAAUUAGAGAAAAUCAGAAAAUGAUUGUCACAAAAAAUAAAUGAACCGGAGAAAAAUGUCUAUUUAUAGAAAUUUGUACGAUCGAUGCCCCUCCUAUAUAUAAAAUAUACACGAGGUUGGGAUACCAGGAUAGUUGGGAUUUUCCAUUUAUUUUUAAGUCAAAGUAACUGCUGUACGUGAUAAGGAAAAUAUGGUCGACAGGAUUCGGCCUGGUGUGGAGAUUCGCUUUUGAAAUGACAUGGAUAUUUUGCUGUUGUAUUAAAAAAGCAAACGAAGAGAUAAUAGACCAAAAUGAAGUGGUUAUCCUCAGUGACGUAUUCGAAGGUUCCAACCAAACCAACACUACCCAACAAGCUGAAAAUGCUACAGAUGAUAAGCUUGCUGGAGAAACUGUUGUUAUUGAGCAGAAUGAGCAGUUGAAGGAUUUUCUGAAUAAUUUAUUUGCUGAUAUCAAGCUUAAAAUACAGGAAGAAGAACUUAACGAUAUUACAUUAUCUGUGGAGAAAACUGUUUUACAUUUACUUGAAAAGCUCAAAAGAGUUCAACCCGUCUUAAAAUCUAGUGAAAUUGUGCGUACCGGAAGUUGUUAUGAUGGAACGAAAAUUCUGAAACCAGACGAAUUUGAUUUUCUAGCGGUUAUAGACUGCUUUUCAAUAGCUGAUGCGGUAACUACAGAAAAAUGUGCAACCGAAGGCUUUGCUCAUGCAAGAUGCAUAGAAAAACGAGCAAGUUGGUCACCUUUUAUUGAACAAGGUAGCGACUUUUCAGUGGUGGCAUGCAGGAAAUCUAAAUCAUUGCGAGAAAUAUUCAGAGAACAUUUUCAUUCAGUCAUUCUAGCUGAAAUAUCUAAGACAUUUACUCUAACAAUGCACACAGGAUCACUUAUUCUACGCGGAUAUUCUGUACCAAUAAAUGGACCCCAAUGCAGCAUCCAAGUCUUAUGGCAGUCAAACAGCAGAAGCUCGGAACCUCUUGAAAUAGAUGUGGAUUUAAGUCCUGCUAUCAAAUGUAGUUGUAUUACCGCUAUUUUAAACAGCUCUGAUGUGAUAAAUGAGGAAGUAUUUAAUGAUAUUGUACAACUGAACCAGUUCUUUUAUCUUAUACCGCGACCACAUCCAGUUUGUAAUACAUGUCUCAAAAUGGUAUUUCCUCAAUCAGAUCAACAUUUGGUAAAGAGCUUGAAUGCAUCACAUAAAAAAGCUUUCAUGAUACUUAAAUAUCUCUCCCGCGAAAUGUUGAAACACAACUUCCGUCUAAAGAAGAUAUUCAAUUCAUUCGCAUUGAAGAUGGCAAUUUUUCAUCAUAGUUUUAACUGUAAUGAAAUAUACGACAGUGUAGGUGAGUGUUUAUUGUCAAUAGCAAGUUAUGUGCAGGAACAGUUGGCUAGAGAUCCACCUACGAUGCGUAGUAUAUUUACCGUAAGCCGAAACGUCUGGAAGAACGUAGACUUAACAAAGCACGAAUUGUCUGUCGCACGUGACAUACUGAAAAGUGUGAUUAAUGUUUUUGAAAAUAUAAAGCGUGGGCAAUUUGGAACAUCUGAUUUUAAUAGACUUAAAGAGGAGCUACUAAACGCUUGUUCUUAUUCUAUAUCCUUAGGGACAAAUCAUUUAGCUAAAAAAGUCAAUAUUAAACGUGGCGCAAAAAUGUCUGACGAGAGAAGUUUAUUUAGCGAUCAAACAAUGUAAUAUCUAAACAGAGUUUAGUCACAUUUUUGUGAUACUCCCUACAAUUAUAUUUAAUUAUAUACAUACAUUUUGUUGUUAAGCAUAGUGUGUUUAAAGUCGUACAUAUACGCAUAUGUACAUGAGGUUUUCAAGCACAACGUGUUUAAAUCCUAUCAGGUUGACUCAGUAGAUAAAGUACAAGACGCUGGACCGAGAGGUCGUGAGUUAGGUCCGCUGGUGAGGCGAAUAUUAUCUAUCAAUGUGUGAUUGUAGAGAAUAUGUCUGAAGUCAUUUGUCGUCAGUGUCUUAGCACUGGUACAGAAUACAGGAAUUCUGUACAGGAACACUGGUAAAGUAAUGGACGGAACAGUACUUCCGAAAACAGCUGGUGAACCAAUAUUCUAACGAAACAAACAAUCAGAUAAGGAGUUAAACAUCAAAACAAAGUGUUCCAUCUCUUUCUUCUGUUAACACGAUAAAUACAAGUUCUGACAGAUAUAAUACUAGAUUUGAUAUUUAAGAAACGUUUUGUGACAUUUUUUACCAUUCGUUAUAUUAUAUAUUUAUUUCCGGAACAAAAUGACCCAUUUCAGAGAGCUAGAUCUCUAUCAGAUGGAUGUUUUAUAGUAAUUGGUUUGUGUAAUUACCUCCCUUUAACGCGAAAAUAAAAUGGUUUCAAACUUA
This is a messenger RNA of Mercenaria mercenaria, 2357 nucleotides long. RefSeq names its product cyclic GMP-AMP synthase-like. The record is from RefSeq and is a predicted model, not a curated record. The transcript has 2 exons. NCBI's taxonomy places the organism in Eukaryota, Metazoa, Mollusca, Bivalvia, Venerida, Veneridae. Bases 240 to 1694 code for a protein of 484 amino acids.